This is a messenger RNA of Nicotiana attenuata, 900 nucleotides long. RefSeq names its product transcription factor PAR1. The record is from RefSeq and is a predicted model, not a curated record. Lineage: Eukaryota; Viridiplantae; Streptophyta; Magnoliopsida; Solanales; Solanaceae. Gene Ontology annotation, biological process: regulation of DNA-templated transcription. The transcript has a single exon. Bases 82 to 465 code for a protein of 127 amino acids.
CACAAUUCCCUCACCCCCCCCCCCCCCAAACACCUAAAAAACCAAACCCAAAAAAGGGAACAAUCCCAAAUUUCUUUAUCCAUGGAGAGUAGUUGUAACAGUGAAGAAACAAGAACAACAUUAGCCACAUUAUCAAGAAAAGAUCAGAAAAAGACUCAAAAAAACUCCAAGAGGCAAAAGAGAAGGAGAAAUAAUGUGAAGAAGGUGUUAAAAGAAAGUAGUAGUAAUUGCAAUACUGAUAAUGCAGGGAAUAAUCAAGAAGAAGAUGAUGACAAGGCUGAGGUGGAGGAGAAAAUCUUGGCAUUACAAAAAAUAGUACCAGGAGGAGAAUCACUUGGUGUUGAUAUGCUCUUUGAAGAAACUGCUGGUUAUAUUUUGGCAUUGCAAUGUCAAAUCAAAACACUCAAAGUUCUUGCUACCUUUGUUGAAGGUUCUGACAAGGAAAGGAUGAAGCUUGGAGGUUGAUGUUCAACUUCUUUUCUCUUUUCUUUUUUCUUUCUUUUCAUGCUUGGUAAAAAAAGAUAUUUUGCGUUCAUGUAAGGUCCAAGAAAAAAUUAACUCCAAAGGGUGUGACGUAGACAGUCUACCCUAAUUCAAACAUUAGUGACGUCAUGCUUGGUAUUGGUACAUCUUGGUUGUCCAUCAAAGACCAAGUUAGCUUCUUUUUUUAUUUUUGUUUAUUGUUUUGCCUAGUGAGCUAGCUAAGGACAAGGGUUGGUGAAAAUUAAACUUGCACCUUUACUCAAUUGUUUGGUUCUUUGUUCUUUUAUUUGGAUCUUAGGGAUUUCAGAUAGGGAUUAAUUAAUUUAAUUUUAAUUUUACUUCUUCAUAAUAUUUGUUCAUGCCUAAGUGUUACACUUUGGAUGGAUAUCUAAUAGGAAUAUGUAUGAAUUGGCUUGA